Molecule: messenger RNA, 615 nt
Organism: Ostertagia ostertagi
Lineage: Eukaryota; Metazoa; Nematoda; Chromadorea; Rhabditida; Trichostrongylidae
Source: the annotation of a GenBank genome assembly
AUAAAUAUAAUAAUAUUUUCAAGCUACCUGCACGACGUCCACCACUAUACUUCGACGAAAAACGGCAUUCUCUCGGCACUUCCGACGGCUUCCUUGUGGCUGUCAAAAUUGGCAAGCAGCUAUGCCAACACGUGGUUGCAGGGGCACACGCAGUGGAAGAGAAGCACAAUUUGCAAGGUGUUGAACUCUUUGGCAUCGCUAGGACUUGGCGCAUUUCUCUUCGCGGCCACACUUCUUGAUUCAUCCCGUGCACCUCUAGCGGUUCUAUUUCUUUGCCUGAGCAUGGCCUCAGCAGGUUUGCAUACGCCUGGAUGUCAGACAGCACUUGUUUCUUUGGCCCCGGCCUAUUCUGGAGUUAUUACCGGAUUCGCGUUCUUCUUUGUUGCCUGCUCUGGGAUUGUGAACCCUAUACUCACCAAAUGGAUUGCUAGGAAUGGCACUGUUCUUGAAUGGAAUAUGGUAUUCUACAUCUCCACAGUUAUCGCUCUACUGCCACUGAUCGUCUUCAAUAUGUGGGGUUCGGCUGAGGUGCAAUGGUGGGCAAAGAACCAAAAGAUAUCAACCGUCUCUCAGAAGUCCGAACCACCACAAACAGGACCAGAUUCAGUCGCCUGA